GGCUAUCAUCAGGUGACAAUUGAACCCGAACCGGAUGAACAUUUGGGUAUCCGAUAUAAAUCACGAGGACGCAGACAAUGGCGGGAAAAAUCAGUGCCCUUGAAGAGUCUCUUAUUGUGAAACCCAUAACAAUGUCCGGAAUCGAAACCCUAGGUAUUCUAGAUGAGAUUCAAGCUCUUGUCUCUGAUCAUCUCCAAGUGGUUUCAUAUAAGUGGCUGAGUCGCAAAUUUUUGGUGUCUUCAAAUACCGCAAAGAGGUUGCUUGAAGAGUUUGUUGAGAAACAUGGAAGUGGGCUGGAAGUAGUAUAUGCUUUAUGUGGCUGGUUGAAAAGCAGUCCUCCAAGUUAUAAUAUAAAGCUUGUUUCUGGGCCUAAACUUGCAGAAGCCAAGCUAGAAUUUGAUGGAAGCUGCUCAGUUCAAGUUUAUAGUGUGCAAGCCAGCAUUCCUAAUGAUCCAGCUGCACUUUGGAAUGCUGAAUAUGUACAAGCUGAAGAGCUAUUUAAGCAGCGUUCACUUGAUAAUUGCUUGAGAGAUAAUAGGUUCUGUGGGAUUUCAAAUUCCUUUGUGAAGUGCAAUGUUGAUGGAACUUCUGUAAGCAUUGCUGAUGUACAGCCCAAAAGUUCAGGGAUCCCACAGCUAUCUAAAAGUAAUUCUAUGGUUCAAAACAAUUCAGUUCCACCACCUCAGCAAAACAAAAUACAGCAAUCAAACCCAAAAGUCAGUUUGCUGUCUGCAACUGUGGUAAAAGAUGUAAAAGCUGAAAGUAAUAGUAUAGGAGUUCAUGAUCAGGCUAUAGAAAAAGUAAACACUUUGCUUGCUAGUAAGAAGAAAGGCCAGAAUGAUAAAAGCUCUUCUGGCAAUGGUGGUUCAUUAGCAAGUUUAUGGGGUCGUGCAUCCACAAAGGAAAAGCCCAAUUCAGCAGCUGCAGUUGAUAACACUAGUGCAGAAGCUCAAAUAUCUGUGCGUGAAGCGGCAGAGAACAGCAGUAGUGAUGAUGAUGCCAAAGAUGUUAAUUUUAGGAGGGCCUCCAAUGGUGAAGGAAAUAGGAAAAGGAAGGCAGUUUUCGAUUUAUCAGAUGAAGAUGAGUAUGAAGACACAGUCAAUUUGGGAUCCCCUGAUCCUCCAAAAGGAAAAUCAGAUUUAAUUCCAAAAGAAAAUAAAAAACUUUUGGUUAUUGGAAAACCAGAUCUGAUAUCAAAUGAGCUGAAAGAAGAUAAACUAGAAGCCAAGGAAGAGAAAGAAACUAACGGAGAAUCCAACCAAUCAACAAAGGAAAAUUCUGCAGCUGUCAGCAAACUAAUGAAGAGUGAAACCUCCUUUACGGAGAAGGCUGAAAGCUUUGUGCCUCAGAAUGACAUCAAUAAGGAUAAAGUGGUGAAUUCUGUUCCAAAUUCAGCUAAAAGGAAGAAAGUGUUGAAGACACACAUUGACGAGCGAGGGAGAGAAGUAACGGAAGUUGUUUGGGAGGGUGAGGAAACUGAAAUCAAGAGAGCAGACAGUGAGACAAUGAAUAAAGCUGACAAUGAGAUGACAAAGAAAGCAGACAGUAAUCCAACAAAGAAGGCCGGCAGUAAUACAGUCACCGGUAAUAGCAACAGGCCAUCAGCAGCUAAGAAGUCUCCAGCAUUGGGAAGCACUGUGCCAUCAAAUCCAGGGAGCAAAGCAGCAGCGAAGAAAGGUGGAAACCCGAAGGAUCCUAAGCAAGGCAACAUUUUAUCAUUCUUCAAGAGGGUCUGAGGAGAAAGAACUCAACUCAAAUUUCAUUCAUGUAACUCGUUUUUCUUUUUAUUCCUUUUUGGGGUUACGUUGAUGCGAAUGUGUAUGUUCCUGAAUCUUGUAGAAAUGCAGGGCUUUGGCGAGUUUAAGUUAA
This is a messenger RNA of Mangifera indica (mango), 1869 nucleotides long. RefSeq names its product DNA polymerase delta subunit 3. The transcript has 8 exons. NCBI's taxonomy places the organism in Eukaryota, Viridiplantae, Streptophyta, Magnoliopsida, Sapindales, Anacardiaceae. Bases 78 to 1736 code for a protein of 552 amino acids. Gene Ontology annotation, cellular component: nucleus; delta DNA polymerase complex. Gene Ontology annotation, molecular function: DNA-directed DNA polymerase activity. Gene Ontology annotation, biological process: DNA synthesis involved in UV-damage excision repair; nucleotide-excision repair, DNA gap filling; DNA replication. The record is from RefSeq and is a predicted model, not a curated record.